AUGCCGCUCCCGCAAGGCGUCCCUACUGCGCCUGCACAGCUCUGCUUGAUUUCGUCACUACCCGCCACUCACCCGACCGCACCCCCUCGUGCUCGUCUGGUCGGCCGCGUCAUCGCCUACGACCCGACUCGCGCACUAGCACUGCUCGCCGACGGCCCGCACGGCCUCCUCGUCGACCUGUCGCUCGUCAUGCACCACAACGGCCCAGCGGCGCCGCGAGCAAGAGACCGCCUCAUGGUCACUGGCGAGCUCGUCCUGCACGACAACCCCAUCCCGCUCCCCUCGAUCGACCCUUCCCUCCCUCUAACCUCGACGAGCGCGCCCGAGGUCGACCCGCGCGUCGUCCUGCUCGCAGAGCGCAUGCAGCACUGCGAGGAGCUCGACAUGGAGCAGUGGAGAGCGGCGGUUGAGGCGGCGCGGGCGUACGGCGAGCGGUGA
This is a messenger RNA of Rhodotorula graminis WP1, 438 nucleotides long. RefSeq lists its product as uncharacterized. The coding region runs from base 1 to 438 and encodes 145 amino acids. NCBI's taxonomy places the organism in Eukaryota, Fungi, Basidiomycota, Microbotryomycetes, Sporidiobolales, Sporidiobolaceae. The record is from RefSeq and is a predicted model, not a curated record. The transcript is spliced from 3 exons.